Molecule: messenger RNA, 3183 nt
Organism: Bombus pascuorum
Lineage: Eukaryota; Metazoa; Arthropoda; Insecta; Hymenoptera; Apidae
Gene: Vps16A
Product: vacuolar protein sorting-associated protein 16 homolog
Exons: 17
Coding region: 416-2923 (835 amino acids)
Biological process (GO): endosomal transport; vacuole fusion, non-autophagic; intracellular protein transport
Cellular component (GO): endosome; HOPS complex; lysosomal membrane
Molecular function (GO): actin binding
Source: RefSeq, a predicted model, not a curated record
GGCAUCUUCAUUAUAAAUUUUUCUCCAAAUCACAAUCAUAAUCGUAUACCUAAGCGGUUUUGUUUACUCUCUACCUAUCUCUUUUUUCAAAUGUGUAGCGGCCUAGUGAUAGCUUCUGUUGUUCAUCCCGAAACAGCGUAUUGGGCGCCAGACGCACAUGUGCGUUAGGAAUUUUGUGGUAGCGCCAUGCGGCUAAUAAGAGAACUAAUAUACAUCAAAAUGAUAACAUAUCCCACAACUUCCACCAAAAAUUGAAGUAUUAUUGUCAGACCUGUGUAUUAUUGUAUAUUAUGUAUAUGACCGUGGACGCGGCUAUAAUUUUACGUAUUUGUAUCUAUGUUAUUCUUUACUAUUAGAACAAAAUCCAUAAAUUAAAGCGAUUAGAAUAAGGAUUGAGUUUUGGUUGUUUAUAAAAAUGUUAGCAAUGUUAACCGCCGAUUGGUUUCCUUUGGGUCGAGACAUUUAUUUUAGAAAAUUUGAAUUGUAUCCUUUAUCUUUCCAAGACGAAGUAUCAAGUAAUAAUGUAUUAGUGGCAGCUCCUUAUGGAGGUUCUAUCGCAGUCACCAGAAAUUCUAAAAAAUUGGUGAAAGUUCAAGGAGCGAAUAAGCCUACGAUAUAUUUAUACACAUCUUCAGGAAAACUAACAGCCAAGUUGCAAUGGAGUGGGGGGCAACUAAUUCUUUUGGGCUGGUCUCAACAAGAAGAAUUACUAUGUGUGGAAGACGAUGGCAUGGUUCAUAUAUAUGAUAUGUUUGGUACAUAUCAACAUGCUUUUAGUAUGGGAAACGAAGUGAAAGAUACUAAGGUUGUAGAAGCAAAAUUUUUUGUCAGUUACAGUGGAACUGGUAUUGCAGUUCUAACAUCUACUAAUCGUAUAUUUCUGGUGAAUAAUAUAGUUGAACCAAAAGUUAGGCAAAUAUCUGAAAUUCCUAGAUAUGGUGGGCAAAUUGAAUGCUGGUGUUUAGUUCAUUGCGAUAGAGAAACGCGUGUGAUAUUAUCGAACAGAGAUGGAAUAUUUGUAAUACAUCAGUCUCAUCAAAAUGCAACUCAUAUACCAUUUGACAACCUUUUUACCAGACACAAUAAAGUGUUCACUAUAGUUGCUAUGGCAGUGUCUGGAAACAAUCGUCAUAUCGCUCUUUAUACGGAUACUGGGCAUUUGUAUAUGGGUACUAUAGAUUUCAAUGAAAAAUAUUGUGAACAUUAUACAAAUAUGAAAGAGCCCUUAGAAAACAUAGCAUGGUGUGGAACAGAAGCUGUAAUAUGUAGUUGGAAUAGUACUGUAAUGGUAAUCGGACGAACAGCCGAAACCAUAAUAUACACGUACGAUGGACCGGUACAUCUUAUUACAGAGAUUGAUGGUGUACGUGUAUUAUCUGGUUCUUCUCAUGAAAUGAUACAAAAAGUACCGAAUGUCGUUCAAAAAAUAUUUCGAAUUAAUUCAACUGAUCCUGCGUCUUAUUUAUUGGAAGCUUCUAAACAGUUUCAAAAAAGGAGUCAUAAAGCUGAUAGUUACAUGGAUUUAGUCAAAGAUAAAUUAGAUGCUGCAAUAAAAGCUUGCAUCGAUGGAGCUGGCCAUGAAUUUGAUUUUGAAACACAAAAGCUUUUAAUGAGGGCUGCUAAAUUUGGGAAAGGAUUUAGUAAAACAAUUAAUCCUGAGUAUUACGUCAACAUGUGUCGAACCUUAAGAGUUUUAAAUGCAGUAAGGCACCCUGCAAUUGGAAUUCCACUAACAUAUACACAGUUCACUAUUCUCACGAGUCAAGUGUUAUUGGAUAGACUCGUUGCAAGAAGACAUUACUAUCUAAGUAUACAAAUUGCACGGCAUCUUCAGUUACCAGAGAUCGAUGGAGAAAGUCGAAUAUUAGCUCAUUGGGCUUGCUAUAAAGUAAAACAGACGCAAUUAGAUAAGGAACAAAUAGCAGAAGAAAUAGCUGAUAAAUUAGGCUACGCGCCUGGUGUUUCUUAUAGCGAAAUUGCAAGAAGAGCAGCCGACUGCGGCCGAAAACAACUAGCAAUUAAACUGAUUGAUUACGAACCACGUGCACAUCAACAAGUGCCACUUCUAUUAACGCUUGGUGAAGAAAGAGCCGCUUUACGUAAAGCCGUUGAAAGCGGAAAUACCGAUUUGGUUUAUACCGUAAUACUUCAUCUCAGGGAGAACAUGCCACUCGGUGAUUUUCAGAUGUCCAUAAUGCACUGUCCUUUAGCUAUGGCUUUAUACAUCAAAUACUGUCAAAAUCAUAAUCGAGAAACACUUCGCGAUAUUUAUAAUCAAUAUGAUGAUUUUCAUUCUCAAGCGAUAUGGUUCAUUACCGAGAGUUAUCAGCGAAAGAAUACGAUGUCAAGAGAAGCAUUAUUACAAUCUGCACAGGAGAAUUUCAAGUUAGCUCGUAACGAUACUAAUGCAGCUUUGACAGAAGAACAAAUAAAAUUAUUACGCUAUCAAAGGUCUAUGGAAGAUGUAUUAAAGAAACCGAUUGUAGGGAAACCACUUCAGGAUACUGUAAAAGUAUUACUAUUGCGCAAUGAAUACAAAUUAGCUGAUAAAUUAAGAUCAGAGUAUAAAAUAUCGGAUCGAAGAUAUUGGUGGUUACGAAUACAAUGUUUGGCCGAGCAGGGCGUAUGGAACGAAUUGGAAAAAUUCUCCAAAAGUAAAAAAUCCCCUAUUGGUUAUGAGCCUUUUAUUGACCAAUGUUUAAAAUAUAACGAAGAAAGGGAAGCGAAAAAAUAUUUACCUAAAGUAAGGGACGAAUUGAAAGUAAAAUACUUGGUUAAAUUAAAAAUGAUGAACGAGGCCGUUCAAACGGCGAUAGAACAAAAAGAUGUUAAUGCGUUAACUUAUUUACUAGGUCAGUGCGAAACUACAGACAGGCAAUUAAUUGAUAAAAUUAAUGUGUAUUUAACAAGUCUUAAAAAUUGAUAUCCUAUUACAUUUAAUUUAGUCCUGAAUUGUACAACGAUUCGAAAUUAAGCCCUCUGUAAAACAUGUCUUUGUAACAAUAGUCAUUUGAAAUUGUUUUCGUUCACAUUAGUGAUUUACGCUGAACGAGUACAUAUGUACAUUGUUCAGCCACAAAAAAUUAAAUGUGUGUAUGGAUGAGUGCAUGCGUCAUGUAAGACUAUAUUUAUUUUAAGAUGUAAAUAAUAUCAUACAAAAAAUAAGAGUUAAUACUUUUUAUU